AUCAACUCCAAGUCUAUAUCAAAGUCUUUGUUUCCUCAACAUGGCUUCAAAUAACCUUAUUAUUGCCAUUUCAGCUAUCGUUGUUACACUUUCAUUGCAAGGUGGUAACUAUAACGUCGUCGAAGCACAACUCACGACAAAUUUUUACUCAACCUCUUGCCCUAAUCUUCUCUCAACCGUCCGAUCAUCCGUUAAAUCCGCCGUUGACAGCCAGCCUCGAACGGGUGCAUCUAUCCUCCGUCUCUUCUUCCACGAUUGCUUCGUCAACGGAUGUGACGGUUCUAUUCUACUAGAUGACACAUCAAGCUUUACGGGAGAACAAAACGCGAACCCAAACCGCAAUUCUGCGCGUGGGUUUAAUGUGAUAGACAACAUUAAAACAGCUGUUGAAGCAGCAUGUCCCGGGGUUGUUUCUUGUGCUGAUAUCUUAGCCAUCGCAGCUAGAGACUCCGUCGUACUCCUUGGAGGGCCGAAUUGGAAUGUGAAGGUAGGAAGAAGAGAUGCAAGAACCGCGAGUCAAGCCGCUGCGAAUAAUAACAUUCCAGCUCCUACUUCGAGCUUGAGCCAACUUAUUAGUAGUUUCAGCGCCGUUGGACUCUCCACCAGAGACAUGGUUGCUCUCUCCGGUGCACACACGAUAGGGCAAUCCCGUUGCACGAACUUUCGAACAAGAGUCUACAACGAGACAAACAUCAACGCUGCCUUCGCCACCUUACGACAAAGAUCUUGUCCGAGAGCUACCGGGUCAGGGGACGGAAACCUAGCUCCACUUGACGUCAACUCGGCUAAUUCUUUCGACAACAGCUACUUCAAGAACCUUGUGGCACAGAGAGGUCUACUACAUUCCGACCAAGAGCUCUUCAACGGCGGCUCCACGGACUCCAUAGUCACUGGAUACAGCAACAACCCGUCGAGCUUCAGCUCCGACUUCACGGCGGCGAUGAUUAAGAUGGGUGAUAUCAGCCCCUUGACGGGUAGUAGCGGUGAGAUCCGGAAGGUUUGCGGGAGGACCAACUAAUUGAUCCAUCCACGUGUCGUCUUGUUGUUUGUUUUUGCAUUUUUCAUCUUUAAUUAAUUCAAGCGAAUAAUACUUUCAUAAUCUUCCACUAAAAAUUUGAAGAUUUGUUUUAAUGUGUGUUUUUUUUAUUUCCUUGUUUGUUUUAAAUUUAUGUUGAAGUGUGUAUUAUCUUCGCGUUAAAGUCUAAUGAAAUUAGCUUAUUGCGAUA
Messenger RNA from Eruca vesicaria subsp. sativa (arugula), 1226 nucleotides. Lineage: Eukaryota; Viridiplantae; Streptophyta; Magnoliopsida; Brassicales; Brassicaceae. The record is from the annotation of a GenBank genome assembly.